Messenger RNA from Eurypyga helias (sunbittern), 1263 nucleotides. It is a transcript of the gene GAL3ST2, whose product is annotated as galactose-3-O-sulfotransferase 2. Gene Ontology annotation, cellular component: membrane. Bases 1 to 1263 code for a protein of 420 amino acids. The transcript is spliced from 4 exons. Gene Ontology annotation, biological process: glycolipid biosynthetic process; glycoprotein biosynthetic process. Gene Ontology annotation, molecular function: galactosylceramide sulfotransferase activity. The record is from RefSeq and is a predicted model, not a curated record. NCBI's taxonomy places the organism in Eukaryota, Metazoa, Chordata, Aves, Eurypygiformes, Eurypygidae.
AUGAAAAGCCCUGGGUGCGCUUCAAGGCAUUUCAGAUGUCACAUCAUUUUCAGCCUCUGCCUGGGACUCAUCUUCCUGUCAGGAUUCUUCCAUGUGAAGAACAAAAAUUACCUGAUCGUGAAGAGCCACAAGGAGCUGCUGAUGUCUUCCACGCCUUGCCGUGCCAAGACUAACGUCAUGUUCCUCAAGACCCACAAGACAGCCAGCAGCACCGUCCUGAACAUCAUGUUCAGGUUCGCGGAGAGGUACAACCUCACCGUCGCCCUCCCGGCUGGCCAGCUCGUCCACCUGGGCUACCCGAAGACCUUCCUGGCCCACUUUGUGGAGGGAUUUCAAACCAUAGGACAACACUACAACAUCAUGUGCAACCACCUGAGGUUUAACCUCUCGGAGGUGCAGAAGGUGAUGGCAGUCAACACCUUCUACUUCUCCAUCCUGAGGAACCCCAUUCCUCUGCUGGAGUCUUCCUACGUCUACUACAAGGACAACGUUCCUGCCUUCAGGAUCUCCAAGGACGUGAACGAGUACCUAACGUCACCCACCAAGUAUUACCGUUCAGCGGAUUACAAGCAGAACAUCUACGCCAGGAACAUCAUGUGGUUCGACUUUGGCUACGACAACAAUGCGGAGGACAACAAGGAGUACACCCAGGAGGUCUUGAAGGAGAUCGAGCAGAACUUCCACCUGAUCUUGAUAGCGGACUACUUUGAUGAGUCCAUGAUCCUCCUGAAGCACGCUUUGUGCUGGGAUCUGGAUGACGUCAUUUACUUCAAGCUCAAUUCCAGAAGCCAGGACACUGUCCAGACCUUGACUCCGGAAAGCGAGGAGCGGAUAAAGGAGUGGUGCUCGCUGGACUGGAAGCUCUACCUGCACUUCAACCAGAGCUUCUGGAGGAGGAUUGAGGAGACCAUAGGACUCGAGGAGCUGGAGAAGGAGGUGAAUCACCUGCGGAUGAGGCAGAAGGAACUCAUGGAGACCUGUCUCUCGGACCAGGAGGCUGUGAUGAAGGAUCACAUCAAGAACAAGGCUCUCCUGCCUUUCCAGUCAGGGGCUGCAAAUAUCCUCGGGUACAACCUCAAACAAGCCUUGGACAACAGGACUCUGAGAACCUGCCAGAAGAUGGUUAUGCCGGAGCUGCAGUACACGUCCCAUCUCUACGCCGUUCAACACCCGCACAGGAGGAGGAAGCGGUUAGGCUUGCCCGUGCUGCAGACCAAGCUACAGGGGAAGAUGCAGCUCCCAACUCCCAACUCGGGCACGUGA